GUUCGUUAGUUCCGCGAAGUUUCUGUUGGCGUUAAGUUCAGUCGACUCACUUGACUAAUGUACGAGAAAAUGGUUGUGACGCUUCAUCCUCCCAGCCCUGCUCAAUCCGAUAUGGUGGAUAUGCUUAACGAGCUGAUCAAGGCAAUACGAGCAUUUCUUUAUGCUUAUGAUUCCAUCGUACUGCACAAAGAGCUGUAUCGGAGUCUAUUUAUGUUCACAUUGAACAAUUUAAGGGAAAUGGUUUUAGAGCUUCUUUUAAGAUUUAGUACGCUGCCGGAAAAAGAUAACAAGAGUAAGGAGAUUGAAUGCUGUGGAUAUUUUUUCAACAAGUAUGACGCAUGUAAAGAUCAUUACGAUCAUGUACAUAAUAAGAAAACAAUGCAAGCAGCUUCUUUAUGUGAGCUGAAAAUGUCUUUGACAAAAAUAACUUUUUUCGAACGAAGAGUACGAGGAUAUCUUAAAGCAGGCGAAAUAUCUAGUUGUGAGAUGGUAUUGCUUUUGAAAAAGGUUGUUCAGAACAUUGACAACACACUGGAGUUUUAGGACACUUGUGCAGAUUUGUAGGUCAAUACAUUUUUUAAACUGAAUGCAAUAAAACGGUAACGACAGGUAGGGUAUCGGCAGGUAUUUCCGGCAGGCUAUUGCGCUACGGCACGCCUCUCUUAAGCCGUAAUUAGAUCUUAUAGUUCAAUUUCAACUAGCAGCAUUGUAUAUUGUCGAUAACGGAGCAACUUUGGCAAAAUAAUGUUUCUAUCCUUGGUUUUUAAGCCUGUGCCGGGAAUUGGAUCUUGCUGAGAAUACCAUCCGAAACCCUAUUUCUAACAGGAGUUCUGUUCCAUUAUUUGGUAAAGAAUCGAGGAAAGCCAAAACUCCGCAAUAAUAUCUAAUCAAAUUUCCAGUCUCUGGCAGUGGCAUUAGGGAUACAAUAUUCGUGCAACCAUUUUGUUAUUAUAAUUGCAAGAAUCUUGGAUCCGGGAGCUGGAAGGUGACAGCUUUAUUGUAACUCCUAUAGCCCGUUUUAAGAACGUAUGCGUUCCAAAGUUAUAGUCGUAUAAAAUAAGCCCAGCAUGAUUGCAACCACAUAUCACAGACACACAGACGUAACAGCUAGAACAACAAAUCCAUCGUCCAGUUACUUCACCACCACCUCACGUGCAUGUUGCACGAAAAAAAGUUUAGUACGACAAUGUCAACAGAAGGCACUAGUGUGAGAUGUCAAAUACAAAGGUAACCGAUGCGCGCGCCGCUGACUGUGAAACUUAUAGUAUUUGAAUUUAAAACGAGCGUGGGGCUCAUGGUCGAUGGGAAUUUCAUCAGUGUUACGUCUGUUUGUCUGUGUGCAUAUCAUAAGAAUAUCUGAAAUGCAUUCACACUUCCUGAAUUAAAAUUGAAUCCUUUUUGAAUAAAAAUAUAAAUCAUAAUUUGCAGUUUAUCAUACAAUGGCUCAUCAUUUUUCUAGCUAGGUUAUCCUUGAAUCGGACAUCCUUGUUCAUUUGCAUUGCGAUUAUCGCAUUAUCACAUUACAUUACCCUUGCUAACAAUCGAUCAUCCUAUUAUUGCACAAACAUGCGCUAUAGGGCACUGCAUGGACUGGAAAUUAGAAAACAAGAGGGCCAGUAAAUCGGCACAAACAUUUCAAAAGGGCGAAACUGCUUUUGUAAACAAGAGCUUCUCACAUCGUUGAUGGGCUAAUUUGAACCGACCUACACAAUCUAGCACAGCAAAGCAGUAAAGCUCAAGUUCGUUGGAUACAGUGAUGUUUCAAAACUGUAUCGUUUGCUGGAUCCAAAAAGCGGAAGAACCAGGCUACUGACAUCCUAUUGUUUAGUCCAUCGGCAGAUCGUAGCCAGGAUGUCCCGGGCACUAA
Messenger RNA from Armigeres subalbatus, 1867 nucleotides. RefSeq lists its product as uncharacterized. The coding region runs from base 58 to 543 and encodes 161 amino acids. The transcript has 4 exons. NCBI's taxonomy places the organism in Eukaryota, Metazoa, Arthropoda, Insecta, Diptera, Culicidae. The record is from RefSeq and is a predicted model, not a curated record.